Coregonus sp. 'balchen' is the source of this 5451-nucleotide messenger RNA. The record is from the annotation of a GenBank genome assembly. NCBI's taxonomy places the organism in Eukaryota, Metazoa, Chordata, Actinopteri, Salmoniformes, Salmonidae.
GUGUCGGUGAGCCUGCUGUCUCUGGUGGUGACUGCCUGUGGCCUGGCCCUGUUCGGGGUCUCCAUCUUCGUCUCCUGGAAGCUCUGCUGGAUCCCAUGGAGGGAGCGUGGCCUCUCCCCCAGCAUCAAGGAGCCCACCCAUGGGCACCACGAUUCCCCCAUGGCACCUUUGCAACCGUACGUCCCAGCCAGGGAGCCAGUCUACACGGCCGUCGACCCACCCGUCCCCGCCCUCGACCGCCGUGAGUCCCACCGCUGUUCCAUCGUCCCUGUGGCAACUGGGACCUUGACGGGGCCGGUGACCCCCGUAUCGCCGCCCCCCACAGCGGCGAUCAUCCCCAUCCCAGAGGCAGCCAUGAAGAUCAGCCACACGUCUCCAGACAUCCCCCUGGAGUCCCAGAGUAAAGGCCGGGAGAACGGGGUCCAAACCAACCCUCGCAUACAGAGGCAGACCACUGAGCCCUCACCCUCCGUCCGGUCAAUGUCUAUACACACAGAGAUUGGGUGAGUACUAUAUCACAAUCCUCCACUAUGAUGAAGACACUACUGUGCUAUGUACUCUGCUUGUAUACUGUAGUACCUACUAUACCAGGGUCCCUUACAAUUUAAGACUGCUACUAAGACGGCUACUUUGGUUUCAUAGUACAUAGUAUUUAAUUAGUUCACCACAAAGGUUAUCACAGUAGGUACAGUUGAAGUCGGAAGUUUACAUACACUUAGGUUGGAGUCAUUAAAACUAGUUUUUCAACCACUCCACAAAUUUCUUGUUAACAAACUAUAGUUUUGGCAAGUCGGUUAGGACAUCUACUUUGUGCAUGACACAAGUCAUUUUUCGAACAAUUGUUUACAGACAGAUUAUUUCACUUAUAAUUCACUGUAUCACAAUUCCAGUGGGUCAGAAGUUUACAUACACUAAGUUGACGGUGCCUUUAAACAGCUUGGAAAAUUCCAGAAAAUGAUGUCAUGACUUUAGAAGCUUCUGAUAGGCUAAUUGACAUCAUUUGAGUCAAUUGGAGGUGUACCUGUGGAUGUAUUUCAAGGUCUACCUUCAAACUCAGUGCUUCUUUGCUUGACAUCAUGGGAAAAUCAAAAGAAAUCAGACAAUACCUCAGAAAAAAAUCUGUAGACCUCCACAAGUCUGGUUCAUCCUUGGGAGAAAUUUCCAAAUGCCUGAAGGUACCACGUUCAUCUGUACAAACAUGGGACCACGCAGCCGUCAUACCGCUCAGGAAGGAGACGCGUUCUGUCUCCUAGAGAUGAAAGUACUUUGGUGCGAAAAGUGGAAAUCAAUCCCAGAACAACAGCAAAGGACCUUGUGAAGAUGCUGGAGGAAACAGGUACAAAAGUAUCUAUAUCCACAGUAAAACAAGUCCUAUAUCGACAUAACCUGAAAGGCCGCUCAGCAAGGAAGAAGUCACUGCUCCAAAACCGCCAUAAAAAAGCCAGACUACGGUUUGCAACUGCACAUGGGGACAUAGAUCGUACUCUUUGGAGAAAUGUCCUCUGGUCUGAUGAAACAACAAUAGAACUGUUUGGCCAUAAUGACCAUCGUUAUGUUUGGAGGAAAAAGGGGGAUGCUUGCAAGCUGAAGAACACCAUCCCAACCGUGAAGCACAGGUGUCACGAAUUCAGCCGAUGCUGACCUCAAUCCUAUAGAACAUUUGUGGGCAGAACUGAAAAUGGGUGUGCCAGCAAGGAGGCCUAUAAACCUGACUCAGUUACACCAGCUCUGUCAGGAGGAAAGGGCCAAAAUUCACCCAACUUAUUGUGGGAAGCUUGUGGAAGGCUACCCGAAACGUUUGACCCAAAUUAAACAAUUUAAAGGCAGUGCUACCAAAUACUAAUUGAGUGUAUGUAAACUUCUGCCCACUGGGAAUGUGAUGAAAUAAAUAAAAGCUCUCUACUAUUAUUCUGACAUUUCACUUUCUUAAAAGAAAGUGGUUAUCCUAACUGACGUAAGACAGGGAAUUCUUACUAGGAUUAAAUGUCAGGAAUAGUGAAAAACUGAGUUUAAAUGUAUUUGACUAAGAUGUAUGUAAACUUCCGACUUCAACUGUAUAAAGCUUUCAGUACAUUGCCACUCCAUGAGUACCAUAGUCCACCAGGAUUGGGGUCAAUUCCACAAAUGUAAUUCUAAUUCAAUUCUCUCUCCCUGUAAAUUCAAUUUAAUUUAAUUCAAAUUCCAGAUCAGUCUUUGAAUUCAGAGAUAAUUCAAUUCCUCUGAAUUCCAAUGUUAGGUUUAAAUUCCAAGAAUUCCCUCAGGGUUUCAGGCUGAUCAUGUCACUGUUCAAACAGCCUAGACUGGAAAUAUAGGAAUACAGGUUGAAAUUAUUAAAAAUAAAUCCUACAGCACACGUUGUAUACUAUUUGCGAUCAUUCCUUUAACUGGGUAAUGUAAAAAUAUUCAAUUCCAAUUCAAUUCCAAAGAUUAAAGGUUUUUACAGUUCAAAUUCCAUUCCAAUUCAAAAAGUCCAAACAGUCUAAUUCCAAUUCCAUAACUUGAAGAUUUAUUUACAUUUCAAUUUAAUUCAAUUUACUAAUUGAAUUGGAAUUUGAAAUUAAAUUGGAAUUUACCCCAACCCUACAGUACAUAUACAGUGGGGAAAAAAAUAUUUAGUCAGCCACCAAUUGUGCAAGUUCUCCCACUUAAAAAGAUGAGAGAGGCCUGUAAUUUUCAUCAUAGGUACACGUCAACUAUGACAGACAAAUUGAGAAAAACAAUCCAGAAAAUCACAUUGUAGGAUUUUUAAUGAAUUUAUUUGCAAAUUAUGGUGGAAAAUAAGUAUUUGGUCACCUACAAACAAGCAAGAUUUCUGGCUCUCACAGACCUGUAGCUUCUUCUUUAAGAGGCUCCUCUGUCUCCUCCACUCGUUACCUGUAUUAAUGGCACCUGUUUGAACUUGUUAUCAGUAUAAAAGACACUGUCCACAACCUCAAACAGUCACACUCCAAACUCCACUAUGGCCAAGACCAAAGAGCUGUCAAAGGACACCAGAAACAAAAUUGUAGACCUGCACCAGGCUGGGAAGACUGAAUCUGCAAUAGGUAAGCAGCUUGGUUUGAAGAAAUCAACUGUGGGAGCAAUUAUUAGGAAAUGGAAGACAUACAAGACCACUGAUAAUCUCCCUCGAUCUGGGGCUCCACGCAAGAUCUCACCCCGUGGGGUCAAAAUGAUCACAAGAACGGUGAGCAAAAAUCCCAGAACCACACGGGGGGACCUAGUGAAUGACCUGCAGAGAGCUGGGACCAAAGUAACAAAGCCUACCAUCAGUAACACACUACGCCGCCAGGGACUCAAAUCCUGCAGUGCCAGACGUGUCCCCCUGCUUAAGACAGUACAUGUCCAGGCCCGUCUGAAGUUUGCUAGAGUGCAUUUGGAUGAUCCAGAAGAGGAUUGGGAGAAUGUCAUAUCGUCAGAUGAAACCAAAAUAUAACUUUUUGGUAAAAACUCAACUCGUCGUGUUUGGAGGACAAAGAAUGCUGAGUUGCAUCCAAAGAACACCAUACCUACUGUGUGUGUGUGUGUGUGGGGGGGGGGGGGCCAUGUAUCGUGGGAUUUUGAGUGAAAACCUCCUUCCAUCAGCAAGGGCAUUGAAGAUGAAACGUGGCUGGGUCUUUCAGCAUGACAAUGAUCCCAAACACACCGCCCGGGCAACGAAGGAGUGGCUUCGUAAGAAGCAUUUCAAGGUCCUGGAGUGGCCUAGCCAGUCUCCAGAUCUCAACCCCAUAGAAAAUCUUUGGAGGGAGUUGAAAGUCUGUGUUGCCCAGCGACAGCCCCAAAACAUCACUGCUCUAGAGGAGAUCUGCAUGGAGGAAUGGGCCAAAAUACCAGCAACAGUGUGUGAAAACCUUGUGAAGACUUACAGAAAACGUUUGACCUGUGUCAUUGCCAACAAAGGGUAUAUAACAAAGUAUUGAGAAACUUUUGUUAUUGACCAAAUACUUAUUUUCCACCAUAAUUUGCAAAUAAAUUUAUUAAAAAUCCUACAAUAUGAUUUUCUGGAAAAUUAUCUAAUUUUGUCUGUAAGUUGACAUGAUGAACUACAGCCUACUCUCAUCUUUGUGUUUUGGCUGACUAAAUACUUUUUUCCCCCACUGUAUGUCUACUGUGCUUCUGAAGUACAGACACCAUAAUUGGUUUGCGACUUUGGUUUGCACAUUGUUUUGCACGAGUGAAAUACACCCCGACAGCUCAUUAAUUAAUUUGAAAAAAUGUUCUCCAGAUUCUUCAUUUCACCUUCAGAACAUUGUAAACUUCAUCCACACUUAGGUAGAAACCAUGACUCACUCCGUUGUUAAAGCCCUGUGUGACACAAAAGAGGCAGUUGGAAAGUUCUAGCAUUGAUCAGGUUUAGAGCACUGAACAGAAGCUCAGACUUAGCAACCCAGCAGCUGUAAGGCAGCUAUCCCACUGAGUCUUAUGGAGUCACGUCCUCUACAGCAAACAAUGUUCUAUGAGUAAUUCUGCUCCCAGACAGCCUCUUUGUAUCAAUGAGUUUCAUUUUAGUUGUUAGUCAUUUGUUUGUGGUUGAAGGAAAGUCUAUCCUCUGUUCAGCACGUAACACUUACCCAAAACUCAGCCCUCUUGAAAAACUGAGUAGAGUGAAUUGCUAUUUUUAUCGAUUGUUGCUUGAGCUGUAACGGUCAUAUUUACAGAAAGCCUUUGUCUAUUUUAUUCAGGUACUCUGUUGUUGUAUCAAGUACACAUUUGCUGUCUCUCUGUGUGUCUCAUCUCACCUAUGCUAACAAUGGUAAUGUGUCUCUUUCUGUCUGUCCUCUACACAGGUCUAACUCUAUCCGUAGAUUAUCCGUAAACAGGUCCAACCCGGACUUCAACGUGGCCCAGUUCCAGAGACAGGACUCCCUGACUGGGAUGGGCCUGGGUCUGGGUCGUCUCAAACCAGAGCUUUACAAGCAGCGCUCCCUGGAAGGGGAUGAGGGGGGCCGGCGGGGCGGAGGCUGCGGACGCCUACACUUCAUUCUCAAGUUCGACUGUGACCUGGAGCAACUCAUCGUCAAGAUCCACAAGGCGCAGGAUCUCCCCGCCAAGGACUUAUUGGGCACCUCUGACCCCUACGUCAAGAUUUACUUACUACCGGACCGGCAGACCAAGCACCAGACCAAGGUUCACCGCAAGACCCUCAACCCUGUGUUCGAUGAGGUAUUCCUGUUCCCCGUGGAGUACGCUGAGCUGCCGACGCGCAAGCUGCACUUCAGUGUCUACGACUUUGACCGUUUCUCGCGCCACGACAUCAUCGGCCAGGUGGUGGUGGACAACUUCCUGGAUCUGGUGGACUUCCCUGCAGAGACAAAACUUUGCCGGGACAUCCAGUACGUCUCCACGGUGAGUCAGCACGUCCUGUUUGAUCACUUCCUGUUUCCGGCUUUUAAGGGAAUGUUUGUUCUGCUUAAAUACCCUGUUAGAUUUACUAAGAUAAGUGGUCAAUUAUAA